AUGUCAGUCAUUAAUAUGCACGCCUCACGCUCUUUUCUGUUAUUUGCCCUGGCGGCGAUCGUAAACGCUCAAUCGGCGCCGGAUUUUCCUGUCCAAGUCUCGGAGAAUCUGCGGGUCGAUUUCCAGAGUUCUGCCACCAUCGUCAACCCGCCCGGUAUGACGAUAUCUCGUGAUGACGUCCUCGAACUCCCCACCGUCAACGGACCCGAAGAUUCGUCCCGGACGUUGGACUUUAUGAUCUUCAUGAUCGACCAGGACGCCACUUCUCCCAACGAUGCCAACUCGCGCGUGCAGUUCCUGCACUGGUACCAGCCCAACCUGGCCGGCGCGUCUGAAGUCCUCUUCGACUUCGGCAGCGAUUCACAGAACUUCACCUCCGCGCCGGCCGUGGAGUACACGCCGCCGACGCCUCCCCCCGGGGACAAGGCGCACCGGUACACGCUGCUGCUGUACUCGCAGCCCAAGGGGUUCAGCAUCCCGUCGUCGUUCCAGUCCUUUUUUGAUUCACCCGACUCCAAUGCCCGGCUGGGCUUCGACAUGGCCGGGUUCGCUGCCGCUGCGGGCAUCGGCCAGCCCGUCACAGCGAACUGGUUCCAGGUGCAGGACACGUCGCAGCCGGAAUCGAGCACGACGACGACGACGACCUCCUCAAGUACUACGGAAUCAUCCACCUCCAGCUCGACGACCGAGUCUACGACAACUACCACUACCACCACCUCGUCUUCCACUUCAACAGAAGAGUCCACGACCUCGACCUCGACCUCCGACUCAUCCUUCGUACCAGAUACCACCAUGACCCGCACCACCGUCACCGAAUCGGCAUCAGCCACCGCGACCGAUUCGACACUCGCCGGCCCCUCGACCAUCACCACCGUGACGACAGCGGACCAACCCCCGACGACAGAAUCGCCCAGCGACGGGGCCCAGACGACCCCGAGCGCCAGCGCCAGCGUCACUCUGGCCAGCGGCUCGGGCGCCAGCACAGUCCACGUACGCGACAGCCUCGGCGGGCUCUUCGUGGCGAUGGUAUUGGUAAUUAGCCUUGUCGCGGGUGCCGGGCUGGCCUGA
Messenger RNA from Fonsecaea pedrosoi CBS 271.37, 1068 nucleotides. RefSeq lists its product as uncharacterized. The record is from RefSeq and is a predicted model, not a curated record. The transcript is spliced from 2 exons. Lineage: Eukaryota; Fungi; Ascomycota; Eurotiomycetes; Chaetothyriales; Herpotrichiellaceae. The coding region runs from base 1 to 1068 and encodes 355 amino acids. Gene Ontology annotation, molecular function: phospholipid binding; peptidase inhibitor activity. Gene Ontology annotation, biological process: regulation of Ras protein signal transduction; regulation of proteolysis.